AUGGGAUUCCCAGAACGAGACGCAGACGCGGGAGAUGAUGACGAGGAAGCGCAAAAGGUGGCGAGUACAAAAGCUAAGAAGGUAGCGGCGAAGAAUAAAGCGAAACCGGAGGGAGCGGAGAAGGAAGCGGGGGAGGAAGCGGGGGAAGGAGCGGAGGAGGAUGACGCGCUGCUGACGAAGCCGCCGUCGAAACGGCAGCAGUUGAUGCAUCACCUGCAAUCCCCCGUUUUUAUCACCCGGCUAGUUAUGAUGGCGUUUCUGGUGAUAGUGGUGGUGGUGCUCACAGUCGGCACGUGGUUCGCCGCCAAAACUGUCUACAGCCAAUCGCUCGACGCCGUCGCCCUUCAGCUGCGCGAGAAGACCCUAGUGGGCGUGCAGGAGCAGUUCCUGCUGUACAUAAACCGCGACCGCGACGUGCUCGUGUCGCUCUCCUCUGUGCUCGAAACCACCUUCCAGCAGCUGCGCACGUGGAACCUAACUCUUAACGAUAACCUCAGACUGGUCCGUCCCCUACUCUGGUCGUUCUUCAAGAGCUCACUGCCACACAUCACCACGCUCGGCUACUACAGCAUGACAGGCCCCUUUGUAACAUACGCACAGUACGACCUGGCAAAACAAUCCUUCGCCUCCCAGGACGGAUCCCUCUCCAUGGUCUAUUCCAAAAACGUCCUCCCCAACUCCACCGCCCCCUGGUUCAUCCUGCCCACAAACUCCUCCUCCGGGCUGCCCGCAAACAACACGCCGACGCCGUUCAAGCCGCUACGACUAGGAUCCGUGGAACUAUACCAGCAGAUCGAGCGCGGGGAGGAGAAUCUCCUGUGGACGUUCAACGCGAUUCAGGACCUGUCAGGCCCGAUGCUCGUCGCCACCUCAGCAGUGCAGGUUCCAGAGAGGCGCGCCCCUGUGGGCGUGCUCAUUCUAGGCACGUCCGUGGGUGUGGUGAACAGGUUUCUCGGGCAGGACACAAUAGAGGGCUGUGUGAUGUACAUCGGAAGCUCUGAAGGGUUCCUGGUGGCGACGUCGACGGGGGUGGCUACGUCUACCCCGACUGAAGACGGGCGGUUGCAGCAGUUUGUGAAUGCGACGGAUGUGGAGGAUGCGACGAUUGCAGGCGUGGCGCGGUAUUUGGAGCGGGAGUUUGGGCUGCCGGCUCUGGUGGCGGGGAAUUAUAGUCUGAGCAAUGUGGAUGUGGUGGGGCGCGCGUGGUACGUCAGCAGCAUGGGCUUCGCCGUUGAUAACCUGAGGCUGUACCUGGUGAUCAUCCUCCCACGCACGUCCAUAAUGGGCACAGUGGAUCACGAGAUGGAGACAAUGAUCAUAGUCACAUCCUGUGUGGCGGUGGGGCUGCUGCUGCUGGGGUGGGUGGUGGUGAUCUUUCUCACGCUCUACGUGGACACGCGCAUGCGCCCCAAGGAGGAGCUGCAGCGCCAGAAGGAGGAGACACAGCGGGCGCAGGCUGCUUCUGAGGUCAAGAGCCAGUUCCUCGCCAACAUCUCCCACGACCUGCGGACGCCCAUGGCCGGCAUCCUGGGUCUGUUGGACAUCAUGCUGUGCGAUCACCUAACAGCGGAGCAAGAGGCCAAUCUGCGGCAGAUGAAGUCGUGCUGCGCGUCCCUCCUGGGGCUGCUGAACAACCUGCUGGACCUGGCCAAGGUGGAGGCGGGGCGCAUGCAGCUGGAGGUGCUGGAGUUUGACAUUGUGGGCGAGCUCGAGUCGCUCGUCGACAUGUUCAGCGUGCAGGGAUUGAGCAACGGCACGGAGAUCGCUCUGGAUCUGUCGGAUGAUAUUGAGCGGACCGUUAAAGGGGAUCCCUCCCGUGUCCGGCAGGUGUUCGCGAAUCUGCUGAGCAACGCGUGCAAGUUCACGCAGAACGGGCAGGUGAUUGUGAGGGGGUGGAUGAGACACAACCCGCCGCCCCACCUCCGCGACUCGGACCUGUCCAUCCCGGGAGAGAAGAAGCGAGCCAGCCACGACGCAGACAGCGCGUCAGCUUCAGCCACAACCACUGCUGCCACCGACGCUGCAGGCGGCACAGAGGGCGACCCAUCCGACCCGUCAACAGCAGCAGGCGCAGCAGCAGCAGCAGGGGGGGCGGGAGGGGGCGCAGGGGCAGGGGGCGGAGCGGGUGCAGGCGGGAAGGAGGGGGGUCGGGAGAGGCGGAUGGUGACGUUUAUGUUUGAGGUGGAUGAUUCGGGGCCGGGCAUUCCCGCGCACAAGAGGCAGCUCGUGUUUGAAAACUUCCAGCAGGCCGAUGCCUCCACUAAUCGCACCCAUGGCGGCACCGGGCUCGGCCUGGGCAUCGUCAAAUCCCUGGUGCAACUGAUGGGCGGGCGCAUAGCGGUGGUGGACAAGGAGGGGGCGGGGGCGCGGUUCCGGUUUGACCUGUGCUGUGAGGCGCUGGACCACAGCAGCGUGUGGAAGAACAGCAUGCUGCAGCCCGAGUUCCUCCUCCCCAAGCUCACCACCGUCGAGGGCGGCCAGGUGCUCCUCGCCAUGCGCGAGGAGUCCGCCAGCGCCGCCAUUGCCUGCUCGUGGCUCGAGCGCAGGAAGCUGCACGUGUGGCGGGCCACGCAGUGGGGCGAUAUCAUGCCGGCGGUUUCGUCUAUGCUGGUGCAUAGAGCGUCGGAUCGAGCGGGGUUACAGCCGAGAGUGUCGAGAUCUAUGGUGGGGUUUUCCGCGCCGCUGGCUCGGUCGUUUCAGCCGGGCAGGGAGGGGCUUGGGGCGAGCGGGAGGGGCGGUGCAGGUAGGGGAGUGGGGAAGGAAGGGGUGUUUAGUCCGAUUCCGGAGCUGAACCAAAGCCAAGGGGCGUCGUUUAGGGACGGGGGAGGCUCGGCCAGCCCUGCUGCCGGACCUGCUGGUCAUCGCCCCACCACCCCGAGAGAUCGUGUUCCUCCGAGCCAGCCCUAUGCCUCAGGCUCGGUAAAUAGUGGUGCCUCGGUAGCAAGUCCUGCCGCGGCAGGGAGCAGCGCAGGUCCGGGCCGAGCCAUGUCUCCAGCCUCGUCGUUCUCCCGAAGCUCCUUCAACGAGCACGGCAGGGUAAAUAGCCCCGGAACGGUGGGGGACGACGGCGCAGGUACCCCCGGCGGCAACAGCUUCGGCUCCGCCAACUCGCGUCUAGUCCUCGCGAUUAUCGACGUGUCUCUAGUCCCGAACCUGUACCAGUUCAUAGCAGAGGAGCUUCAUAUUUUCCGAGCCAGGCUGCAGCACCAGGGGUUUGUGAUCGCGUGGCUCGUGGAGCAUAACACGUCGGCGGAUACGAGACGGUCGCUGCGGCGGUCGGGGUGUGCGGUGGCGUCCAAGCCGCUGUAUGCGUCGCGCAUGGCGCCGCUGCUGGCGCUGGCGACUGCGAGGAAUGGGGUGGCGCAUUCGAGCUCGAGUAUUGACAUGCCGCCGCUGCCCAGUGCGGGGGCGGGGAGGAGGGAACAAGGGGGAGGGGGAGGCGGAGGAGGAGGUGGUGGGGGAGGUGCGGGGCCACACUGGCAUGGAGAGGACUCGGUGAGAAAUGUUUUUUUCUCUGCUGGCCGGAUGUGUGGCGGCCCUCAUCCUUCCUCCCUCUCCCCUCCCCUCCCCUCCCCUCCCCUCCCCUCCCCUCCCCUCCCCUCCCCUCCCCUCCCCUCCCCUCCCCUCCCCUCCCCUCCCCUUCCCCCCCCUCCCCUCCCCUCUCCUCCCCUCCCACCCACUCUUCCUCCCCUCUCCCGCAUUCCACAGAGCUGGUCGCUCCCCCCGCCAGUGGAGGAGGAGGACGUGGCAGUGGACAAACAGGCGCCCGCCACGUCAGCAGCGGGAUCCCGCAGGGCGCUGCCGUCCCCAGCGUCGCUGGCAGCAGCAGCGGGCGGCAUGUCUCCCUCUGCCAGACUCAUGGCACGGGGGGGCGUGGGGGGAGGGGGAGGCGGAGCCGGGGGAGGAGGGGCAGGGGGAGGAGGGGCAGGGGGAUUGGGAGGAGGAGGAGCGGUGGGGUCGCCAGGAGCUGCAGCUGCUGGUGGGGCUGGGGAAGGGCCGAGGGUGGCAGCAGGGGUUGGAGGGGCGAGUGAGAGUCAGAGGGAUGGUGGCAGUGGCAAGGGGUCGACACACAGAGUGGGCCGCGCUCGUUCCUCAUCUCUUCCUCACCCCUUCCCCUCAUUCACCUCACCCCCUUCUCCCCCUCCCCCCACUCACCCCCUUCAACCCCUCCCCUCACUCACCCCCUUUCCCCCUCCCCCCUCACUCACACUCUUAUCCCUUACCCCUUACUCGUUCCCCUUCCCUCCCCUUCCCCUACGGUAUGGUCAUCUCUCUUCCCUGGGCGUGGCAUGGCAGCAUGCCCCGGGGGCAGCAGGGGAGGGCAACUUUGAGACAGCACUGGCGGGCAAGCGGGUGCUCAUCGCAGAGGACACAGCACUGCUGCGCAAGGUGGCCAUAAUCCGAAUGCAGAAGCUGGGGUGCGAGGUGGAGGCGGUGUGUGACGGGCAGCAGGCGGUGGACGCAAUUCUCGCCACCUACGCUGCCAGAGACACUCAGGGAGACGCCGCCACGCACUACGAUGCCGUGCUCAUGGACUGCCAGAUGCCUGUUCUUGACGGGUACGGAGCCACAGCAGCCAUCCGAGCAGCGGAGGCAGGCACGCGGUUCCACACGCCCAUAGUGGCGCUCACAGCCCACGCCAUGACCAGCGACGAGAAGAAGUGCCUGGACGCGGGCAUGGAUGCGUACCUGACCAAGCCCAUCGACCCGGCUCUCAUGGCGCACACUCUGCUCUCCCUCAUGACCCGCUACCCGCGCUGCUGCAUUCCUCACAUUGAGAGCAUUGCGGAGGGUGAGGAGGGGAGUGUGACAGUGGAAGUUGCAGCUGUCGCCUCUGCUGCUGGGGGAGGGGUGGGUGCAGCUGGUUCUGGUUCUGCUGGGGGGGAGCGGCCGGUGUCUCCUGCUGCUGCUCUUGUGCCCAUCGACCCCGCUCUCAUGGCGCACAAGCUGCUCUCCCUCAUGACCCGCUACCCGCGCUGCUGCGUUCCGCACAUUGAGAGCAUUGCGGAGGGCGAGGAGGGGAGUGUAGCAGUUGACGUUGCUGGUACGGCUGACGCCUCUGCUGCUGGGGGAGGGGUGGGUGCAGCUGGUUCUGGUUCUGCUGGGGGGGAGCGGCCGGUCUCUCCUGCGGCGGCUGGUGGUGGCUAUGCAGCCGUGACGCAGUGCGCUGGGCUGCAAGCAAGCAGGCAAGCCAGCAAGCAAGCAAGCAGGCAGGCAGGCAAGCCAGCAAGCAAGCAGGUGUGUGGACGAGACGAGAAGAAGUGUCUGGACGCGGGCAUGGAUGCGUACCUCACCAAGCCCAUCGACCCCGCCCUCAAGCUUCCAUGA
Closterium sp. Naga37s-1 is the source of this 5328-nucleotide messenger RNA. The record is from the annotation of a GenBank genome assembly. Lineage: Eukaryota; Viridiplantae; Streptophyta; Zygnematophyceae; Desmidiales; Closteriaceae.